Danio rerio (zebrafish) is the source of this 2605-nucleotide messenger RNA. It is a transcript of the gene bcl11ab, whose product is annotated as BCL11 transcription factor A b. Gene Ontology annotation, biological process: regulation of transcription by RNA polymerase II. Lineage: Eukaryota; Metazoa; Chordata; Actinopteri; Cypriniformes; Danionidae. The record is from RefSeq and is marked provisional. Gene Ontology annotation, cellular component: SWI/SNF complex; nucleoplasm; nucleus.
UCUGGACGGUCAAGUUCGCUGGCACGUCACGUCCGCACUUGAACUUGCAGCAGCUCAGGGGGCUUCGCUUACUUUCCAUUCCUGUCUUGCAUUCUCCUCCAAGAAGCCAUGAAGCCCAACACAAGCGUCUUUUCGCCAGUACAAGCGUCUUUUCUGUACUAUUCUCUAUAAUUCAUGUGGGAUACCCGAUGCAUCGCUGAAGAAGAUUUUUACUCUGGACACCCUGAAGACUCUGGCGCUUCCCAAUGUGAGCCCAGCUGAGACCGAGUCCAACAUGUCUCGCCGCAAGCAGGGCAAACCCCAGCACUUAAGCAAACGGGAGUUUUCGCCCGAGCCCGUGACGGCAGAUAUCCCAGAGGACGGGGAAAGCAAUCCCGGAUCAGAACCAUCCACCCCUAAAGGGGACCAGGACCUCCUCACCUGUGGUCAGUGCCGCUCCAGGUUUCCUUUGGCCGACAUCCUGGUGUUCAUUGAGCACAAACGCAGGCAGUGUCAAGGGCGCCUAUGCAUGGACAAAAGUUCAGACCUGCCACCAUCGCCUCCCCCCGCAGGCCUGCGGCGAGCCUGCAUCCCAGUGGAGGUGGCGGUUCAAGUUUCGCCCCACGGAGAGGAGCGUUUAGCCUCCACGCCACAUGGAUUACGGCCCAAGCAGGAGAAUUUAUCAGAAAAAGAUGAGCCCAGCAGCUACACUUGCACAACCUGUAAGCAGCCCUUCAGCACUGCUUGGUUCCUGCUACAGCAUGCCCAGAAUACUCAUGGUUUCCGAAUAUACCUGGAAAGCGAACCUGGAAGCCCAUUAACUCCCCGUGUGGCCUCUGCUCCAGGCAUGGGUGGUGACUGUGCCUCUCAGCCACCUAUACAUGCAGCCCAUCUAGGAGACAGUAGUCCUUAUAGCCUGAUGAGGAUAGCCAACAGAGAUGGCUCCUCUGUUCCUAGAGAAGGUCGAUAUCCCAGGACGCCUCCACUCUUUAGUCCCCCACCUCGGCAUCAUAUGAGCCCAGACGAUCUGGCUUUGGCCCCCCACCACCCAAGCGCCUUUGACAGGGUACUGCGUCUUAAUUCGGUACCCUUGGACUCCCCAUCUAUGGACUUCUCGAGACGACUACGGGAACUGGCAGGCAACUCUGCUGGCUCUUCUCCACCCAUGUCGCCCAACAGGCCCAGCCCUAUGCAAAGGCUGCUGCAGCCAUUCCAGCCAGGGGCAUCUCAUUCUCCUUCUGGUCCCCGUUCAACACCUACACAGCAAACACCCACCCUGCCAACUGCAAAAGCAAAAUCCUGCGAGUUCUGUGGGAAGUCCUUUAAGUUCCAGAGCAACUUAAUUGUCCAUAGGCGUAGUCAUACCGGAGAGAAACCUUACAAGUGCCACCUUUGCAACCAUGCCUGCACGCAGGCCAGCAAGUUGAAGCGCCACAUGAAGACCCAUCGGCACAAAUCCUCCUCCACUACCUCCAAAUCAGACGAUGGCCUUUCAACUGCGAGUUCACCUGAGCCAGGAACGAGUGAUUUGCCAAGCAGUGCCACCAAUGCUCUUAAAUCAGUGGUUGCAAAGUUUAAAAUCGAGAACAAUGGCAUGAUCCCUGAAAAUGGACAAGAGGAAGAUGAAGAAGAGGAAGAAGAGGAGGAGGAUGAAGAGGAGGAAGAGGAGGAGGAAGAUGAAGAAGAAGAAGAGGAGGAGGAGGAGAAUGAAAGUGAGGCUGGUGAAAGGAAUGAUAUAAACUUUAGCUUGAGCCUAGAAGGUGCACGUCAUCACGAGAACAAUAGACAACGACACAACAAAAAUGUGGAGGGAAUUCAGGACUACCGAGAAGCGCUCAAACAUUACAAACGAGGCGACCACCACAGAUCAGCUCACGAGACAUUUGGUGACAGUUCCCCAAAAGAGUCUUCUCAAGUCAACGAAGGGUACGGACACAUCGUUAAUGGGUCGGCGUCCUACUCAAAUGAUGACCUCUCAAGAAAACUUCUCGCUGGAAGUCCAGGUUCUGACAGUCCUCUAACUAAGCGAAUCAAGGUGGAAAAAGACCUUGAUCUUCCAACUCCUACAAUUCCCAAUUCAGAAAAUGUGUACUCACAAUGGCUGGCUGGAUAUGCCGCUUCGCGCCAGCUCAAGGAUCCUAUCCUCAACUUUGGGGACUCAAGACAAUCACCUUUCGCCACCUCUUCAGAGCACUCCUCGGAGAAUGGAAGUCUCAGGUUCUCCACUCCUCCUGGGGAGCUGGAUGGAGGCACAGCCUCUGGGCGUAGCGGCACGGGAAGCAGAGCCAGUACACCCCACCUUCCCAGUGGUCGCCCCAGCUCCAAGGAUGGCCGCCGUAGUGACACAUGUGAGUUUUGUGGCAAGGUCUUCAAAAACUGCAGCAACUUGACAGUGCAUCGCCGCAGCCAUACUGGCGAAAGGCCGUAUAAAUGUGAGCUUUGUAGCUACGCCUGUGCUCAAAGCAGUAAGCUAACACGGCACAUGAAGACGCAUGGACAGACAGGCAAGGACGUUUACAAAUGUGAGAUAUGCCACAUGCCUUUCAGCGUCUACAGCACUCUGGAGAAGCACAUGAAAAAAUGGCACAACGAUCGGCCAUUGAGCAUCGAAAUUAAAUCGGAGUAA